Molecule: messenger RNA, 1808 nt
Organism: Ctenopharyngodon idella (grass carp)
Lineage: Eukaryota; Metazoa; Chordata; Actinopteri; Cypriniformes; Xenocyprididae
Product: rano class II histocompatibility antigen, A beta chain-like
Exons: 5
Coding region: 75-836 (253 amino acids)
Biological process (GO): immune response; positive regulation of T cell activation; peptide antigen assembly with MHC class II protein complex
Cellular component (GO): membrane; MHC class II protein complex
Molecular function (GO): MHC class II protein complex binding
Source: RefSeq, a predicted model, not a curated record
UGCUUUUAGAUUUCUACCUCAUGAACAGGAACAAAGCACUGGCAGCAUUCAGCUGGGAUUUAGAGUGAGAGAAAAUGUCACUGCUAAAGCACUUGAGUUGCCAUCUCAUAUUUACACUACCUGUAUUCAUUGGAGCAGAAAGUGUUAAUGAAUAUUACACAACCCGUUGGGCCAGAUGCAUCUACAGCUCCCCUGAUCUCAGUGACAUGGAGUAUAUUGACAGCUAUUAUUUCAAUAAAUAUCUAUUCACAGAGUUCAACAGCACUCUGGGAAGGUUUGUGGGGUUUGGUGAGUAUGGAAUGAAAAAUGCAGAGCUCUGGAACAAUAGCACCUUUCUGCAACGAGAGAGAGCUAAUGUUGAUGCAGGAUGCAGAUUCAAUAUUAGAACCAAGGAGACAGCUGUCCGUUUUAAAACACUGAAACCGAAGGUCAUUCUCAGUUUAGUGAAGCAGGCUGGUGGCAGACAUCCAUCCGUGUUGAUGUGUAGUGCAUAUGAAUUUUAUCCUCAACACAUCAAAGUGUCCUGGCUGAGAGAUGGUAAACUAAUGACAUCUGAAGUUACCGCCACAAUGGAGAUGGCUAAUGGUGACUGGUGCUACCAGAUUCACUCUGAGCUGGAGUACACCCCCAAAUCUGGAGAAAAAAUCUCCUGCAUGGUUGAGCAUGCCAGCUCAACUCAACCCAUGAUCUAUGACUGGGAUCCCUCUAUUCCUGAAUCUGAGAACAAUAAAAUCGCCAUUGGUGCCUCUGGUCUGGUGCUGGGAAUCAUCACAGCAGCUGCUGGUCUUGUUUACUACAAGAAGAAAUUAGCAGGGAGGAUCCUGGUACCUAAUUAAUGAUGUUAAGUUUCUCAUUAAAGUUUGAUAACUCAGCUGUCAAACUCAGUAACUUGAAUAAGAGUUAUACAAAUUAAAGAAUUUAUCCUUUAUGACAUGACUAUCACACAAUCCUAAUGUCUACAAUUCUUUAACUGUUUUAUUUCUAAAAUUUAAAACAUGAAAAACAAACAUGAUAUAUAAAAUCCAAUACUUUUCCCACAUGUGAACAUUGUACGAAUAUUAAGUCAUAUUUGAGCAACUUUUUUUAUUUUUUUAACCUUCAUUCAGAGACUCUUAUUUUGAUAUUCAUUUCAUUACGUUGUUCCAGUUUUCUUGUUUGCUGCGUUUAUUUGCUGUUUCCUUGGUUUUAUUGGUUUUUGAAAUUUGUUUUAUAGUAACUGAUUGUUAACUGAUUAACACCUGUUCCUUGUUUAGUUCUUCAUUUAGUCUGUGUAUUUAUAGGUCUCUGUUUCAGUUGUUAUUUGUCUGUUAUUGUCUAUGGUUAGUGUUGGUUUGCUUUUUUCUGUGUGCUCCAGAGUUCCUUGUUUUGUUUAAUAAAGACCAACUGUAACAGCUGGCAAUGAUGUAAAUAAUGUUAAAUACAGAGAUGGAGAUUAUUGUAUAAUAGAGAUAAUUGUUCUUGCUCUAUACACUAUAAUGUGCUUAGAAGCAAAGAGUUUGAUGAAAUGGAAACAAGACAAAGACCUAACUAAAACAUAUGUGAUGAGCAUAUUUUACUCUACUUCUUUAAAUUAGAAAAGUGAAUGUACAAAGUUACAUGUAAUUUAGUCAGAACGUCUGGAGUCUGAUGUCAGAAGGUCUGGACUCUGUCACAGCUUUCAUUGGCCAAGGAUCGCCCAAGAGGACGUUUGACUGACAUGUAAAGCAACCAAUCACAGUUUGUUUUGUUCCGUGUCAUGUUUAGGGGUGUGAAAAUGUAAAGCCAAUAACAGACCAGCAUGCAUCUAAUAAAUUAUUCAUUUAACACUG